AUGGAGUCUCAAGGAUCUUCCGAUCAAGAAGAUGAACGGAUUGUUCAAAUCAGAGAAGCUUUAAUGUGUCCAGACGGCGAAAAAUUCGAAGGUUUACGAACGGCGAGGUUCUUAAACUACACAACCGCCUCUAUCGACGACGAUGUGUUCGAGCUUCCGUUAGACGCGUUCGCUUACCGUCCGGAAUCGAUUGAUCCGGUUAAAUCUACGGUGAGGAUUUCGUUUUCCGGUUGGGGAUCUCCGUCGUUGAACUGGAUCGAGUGGGUUAACGCUAUGGCUGAGUCACACGCGACGGUGUGGAGGAAAUCUGGAGUUCAUGAUGCGAUUAUGGCUUCUAGGUAUCAGAUUAAGAAGCAAGAUGAUUUGAUGAUGGCUUUGGUUGAGAAAUGGUGUAUAGAGACGAAUACGUUUGUGUUUCCUUGGGGUGAAGCUACGGUGACAUUAGAGGAUAUGAUUGUUCUUGGUGGAUUCUCUGUAAUUGGGAACAAUGCUUUGGCUCCGAUUAAACGAGAAGGUUUGAAGGAAGUUGAGGAGAAGAUGAAGAAGGCGAAACGGGAGAUCGAGGCGGAUUCGGAGAAGAAAUGUUGUGUUAGCUUGUGGAUGAAAGAGAUGAUGAACUCAGGGAAUGAGAUUGAGCAUGAAGCGUUUAUGGUUUCGUGGCUUUCUCGAUUCGUGUUUCCGAAUUCGGGUGAUUUGUUGAGGGAUAAGUUGUUUCCGGCUGCGAUUCAGCUCGCUAAUGGGGUUAAGUUAGCUCUGGCUCCAGCGGUUUUAGCCGGGAUUUAUCGAGAUCUCGGUGUUUUAAAGGAGCAUGUAGGUGGUUAUAGUGAGAAAGAGACGGUUGUGGUGAAGUCUCCGUUUCAGUUUGUGCAGGUUUGGGCUUUGGAGAGGUUCAUGGAGUUGCAGCCACCUGGUCAGCCAAGCCAGUUAAAACACGGUGAACCGCGGAUUGCGAGAUGGCACCAACAUGGUGGCGGUCACGAUGCGUAUCGUUACCCUGAGAAUGUAAGAGCGGUUUUGGACUCGGCGAAAGAGAGUUUCGACCAUCGUCCAUACACAAAGCCUCUGAGUAACUUCAAGUUCCCAAAGUUUUACUUGGAAGAUGAUUGUUGGAUCUCUGUGGGAUCUGAUGAGAACAUUGUAGCGUUUGGUCGUUGUUUGAGGUUCUCUAAACUGGUUGGUUUGGAUUGCGUUGAACCUUAUUAUCCUCACCGUGUUGGAUUGCAGUUUGGUUAUGAUCAGGAUGUUCCCGGCGUAGUUCCAGCUAGAUUUGAGACGCCGGAAUUGGCCUGGAAAGAUUAUAUCCGUCCGAUUUCUGAUGAAAUGUUGUACAUUCCUGCUCGGCUCCACGAGGCUGAUGUUACGGUUGGGUACAUUAGGUGGUGGAAGCUUUCUGCUGCGGUUUUGCAGGCCGAGGCUAAGAGAAUUUCCAACAAGCUUCUGGCUUCAUCUCCGAAACAGAAACCUGUGACUACAACAACAACAAAGGCAGCAUCUUUGUCCCCAGGGAAGUCGAAAACCUUUAAACCAGACAUGGAGACAAAGAGAGGAACUUCUGUUACGGGUUCAGAGCAAGUGACUAAGCAGCCAUUAAAGAAGCCUGAAUGGGUCCAGAGAUCAUCACCAGGGUCGACAAAGAGCCCUGAUAAAAACUCGGGAAGAGUAGCGGAUGAUGUUAAGGAUCUUAAAGGAGCUCUUAGGGAAUCAGGAGGAACAAAGGGUCAGGGUCAUGUCACAUUUCAGCUUCCUGGUUCAUCACCUGGGAGAUCUCCAUCCAAACCACAUACACUUUCGCCAAAGCAAACCGAUUCUCCUGUCAAAAAACCGAGAAGGAUACCUCGCGUAGCAGACAUUGCCAAACAAUCGAGCUCAUCUCCUCGGGUUCCAAGACAUACAUCAUCUGUUUCUCUUCCUCCCAAGCGAGAUAACUACAUAAAGAACCACAGUUCGCCAACCCCGAACAAGUCAUCAUCUCUUUCUGGUUCUCCUUUAAAGAGGAAGAAGUCACCAAGAUCUCUUGAAAAUGUAAACUCGCGUGGUCAGAAAAACUCCCCAAGCCCGCGAGUUUCAAAAGAACCGAACAAAUCACCAACUUCUUCUGGUUCUCCUUCUUCAACGAGAAAGAAGUCACCGAGAUCUUCUGGUGGUAACAACAAUUCCCCGUGCCCGCGAGUUUCAGAAGAACUGAACAAGUCACAAUCUUCUUCUGAUUCUCCUUCUUUAACGACGAAGAAGUCACCAAAAUCUCCUAACUCGUGUGGUAAUUCAUCAGCUGGAGAUAACUCUGUUGUCAAGAGAAGCAUAGUAGCUUCCAAACAAGAAGAAUCACCGAAUAAAACUCAACUCGAUAUCUGCGAGGCUAAUGUGAAAUCACGUCUAGAAGAGAUGGUGACACUGCAGGAACACGUCGGCGAAGGAGGUGAAGUGACAUAUCAAAUACCGAAACAGCAGUUUGAAGAUAUAAGCCAAGGGGUCCAAGAUGUUCUACAUGAGCUACAAUCUAUUAAAUUCGCAUUGAACAUACAAGACAACAAUGAUGCAUAG
Arabis nemorensis is the source of this 2541-nucleotide messenger RNA. Lineage: Eukaryota; Viridiplantae; Streptophyta; Magnoliopsida; Brassicales; Brassicaceae. The record is from the annotation of a GenBank genome assembly.